Styela clava is the source of this 1134-nucleotide messenger RNA. The record is from RefSeq and is a predicted model, not a curated record. Lineage: Eukaryota; Metazoa; Chordata; Ascidiacea; Stolidobranchia; Styelidae.
UGAAGUGAAAAUAAUCCAAUGAAUUCUAUGAUGGCGUAUUUUCAUAUGCGUAAGGAGAAUUAUCAAAUGCGUCUUAUGAUGGACAAGUAUCAUAUGCGUUUUAUGGGGUCGAUUAAUACGCGUUUUAUGAUGGAGCAGUAUCAUAAGCGUCUUAUGUUGGAGAAUUAUAAUAUGCGUCUUAUGUUGGAGAAUUAUCAUAUGCGUUUUAUGGAGUCCUUUUAUAAUAUGCGUUUUAUGAUAGAGCAUUAUCAAAUGCGUUUUAUGAUAGAGCAUCAUCAUAUGCUCCUUAUUAUGUCGAAUUAUCAUUUGCUUCGUAUGAUGAAGAAUCUUGAGAUGUCGAAUUAUCAUUUGCGUCUUAUGGUGAAGAAUUAUCAAAAUCCUUCUAUGAUGCCGGAGUAUACUGAUUUACGAUUUAGAUAUUUGAGUACUGUCGAAGAGUCAUGGAAACCAGUAUUGGCAUCAGAGUUAUAUGAGCAGUAUUUCAUUAACUUGUGUGAUUUCUUAACAAUAGAGAAAGAGGAAUUUGGAAAUACAAUUUAUCCUCCCGAAGAAGAAGUAUUCGCUUGGACACAAUACUGCGGUAUACAACAUGUCAAGGUUGUUAUUAUUGGUCAGGAUCCUUAUCCUGGAGAAGGUCAAGCGCACGGACUGAGUUUUAGUGUAAAAGGUCUUCAGACACUACCACCAUCACUAAGAAAGAUCUAUAAAGAAUUGAAAACUAAUAUUCGAGGAUUUGAACCGCCCAACCAUGGUGAUUUAACUUCAUGGGCAAAACAAUGUGUUUUGCUCUUGAACUCAUGUCUGACGGUUCGAGCCAAAGAAGCAGGAUCACACAAAAAUCAAGGAUGGGAGGUAUUUACUGAUGCUGUAAUUCGUCAUUUGAAUGAUAAUUACCGCAAUAUUGUAUUCAUGCUCUGGGGAGACAAAGCUAAAAUGAAGAAAAUAUUUAUAAAUGAGAAUAAACAUCUUGUAUUGUGUUGUGAUCACCCUUCUUUUAUACCUCAAACAGAUGGGGGGAAAAAGGAAAAAAGGGAACAUCCUUUUCUCGGUUGCAAACAUUUUUCGCAAGCUAACGAAUAUUUAUCAAAUCAUAGAGGAAUAAUUGGAUGGAUCAAUUGGACACGAAGAUAUUGA